Messenger RNA from Paramisgurnus dabryanus, 1499 nucleotides. Its product is annotated as retinol dehydrogenase 11. Lineage: Eukaryota; Metazoa; Chordata; Actinopteri; Cypriniformes; Cobitidae. The record is from RefSeq and is a predicted model, not a curated record.
CCUUCUAGUUUAGGGGCGUCGACCUUUUUGCAGGCACGUUUACUACAACCUUAGUUAAUAAAUGUUUUUCAACAAGAUAACUUUAUUGUCGAAGAAACUGUGCUGCCGUUAUACGAGUGUCAUACAGUGUAACUAGGAUCAACCGGCUGAAAAAUGCAGGAUUACACAAAGCAAGUAAAAGAAUUUGUGGACGAACACCGUCUGGCACUCACAGUUGUACUUGCUUCAGGUGUCAGUGUCUUUGCUCUGCGGAGAUGGAUGGCCGGCGGAGUCUGCCGAAGCAAAGCCCGCUUGGAUGGAAAAACUGUUCUGAUAACAGGAGCCAACACUGGGAUCGGUAAAGAGACUGCGGUGGAUAUAGCCAGGAGAGGUGCAAGGGUGAUUAUGGCCUGCAGAGACAUGGAAAGAGCCAACAAGGCAGCAGAGGAGAUCAGGAAGAGGAGUGGAAAUGGCAACAUUGUUGUGAGGAGGUUGGAUCUUGCCUCCCUGCAGUCUGUUAGAGCUUUGGCCAAGGAAAUACAGGAGAAUGAAGAUAGAUUGGAUAUUCUGAUCAAUAAUGCUGGGGUAAUGAUGUGCCCAAAGUGGCAGACAGAAGAUGGCUUUGAGAUGCAGUUUGGGGUGAACCACCUUGGCCAUUUUCUGCUUACCAACUUGCUUCUGGAUUUGUUAAAGAAAUCAGCACCUAGUCGUAUCGUCAAUGUUUCCAGUCUGGCCCACGAGACAGGCAAGAUUCAUUUUGAUGAUAUAAAUUUGGAUGAAAACUACAAUCCGCACACAAGCUACCUGCAGAGCAAGCUGGCUAAUGUUCUGUUCAACCAUGAACUAGCGGUCAGGUUGAACGGCACAGGAGUGACAACUUACGCCCUUCAUCCCGGUGUUAUCCGUACUGAGCUGGGUCGACACUUUUUUUCUUCUCUGUGGAAGAGAGUUCUGUUUUUUCCCUUUGCGUGUCUGAUCAAAACACCUCGGGAGGGUGCUCAGACCAGCAUCUAUUGUGCGGUGGAUGAGAGUCUAAAGAAUUCCAGUGGCCUUUACUACAGUGACUGUGCACCCAAACAGGCAGCUCCUCAGGGUAGAGAUGAUGCUGCGGCCCGCAGAUUGUGGGACCUUAGUGCUUCCAUGGUGGGCCUGGCUUGAGACAUCAGUGACAAUGAAUUAAUGAAUUAACGAAUCACUUUUCUUAUUUCUUUCUUUGCACCUUCCUCACCCUCCCUCUCUUACCCUUGCACUCUUUUCAUUUAAAAGCUUGUCAGCAUCUUAAUGUCUUUUAUUUGCAAAUUCCAAAACUAUUAUAUGAACCUGCUUAAUUUAUAUGAGGAACAAAUGGAACUUAUGAAAAGUUAAUAAUUUUUUUAAAUAUCGGUUUACUUUUUAAAUACAAAUUGAAUUGCCAAUGCUUGACACUUGACACUUUUGUGUAUAAAUGAAUAAGAUUACUAUUUUCAUGAAACAUAUUUGUGACUCAGGAAAUAAAGGCAAUUUAAAUGUUACACCUCGGA